AUGGACGAGCUGUUCAACGAGAAUUUCUACAACCCGGCGUUUCCUCCUGACACCGGAACUGUCGUCAUCUUUUUCCGUGCAGCCCUGGUGGAUGUCCUACAGCUGAUAUGGAACGACAGACGCCUCCAAUGGCAGAACUCGAGAUACUCAGACGUUGAUGAGAUCCGCGUGUCCGAUGACAAGCUGUGGAGACCCGCCCUCGCUCUGGCGAAUAAUGCUGAUCCGGAGUUUGAGGGUUUCAAGUCAUCUGCUGGAGCGCGAGUGUUUCGGAACGGGGAUGUGGUGUGGGACAUCUCUCAGAUAUUAAAGACUACAUGUGAACACAAUGCAAGAAACUUCCCCUUUGAUGACAUGGAGUGCAGCGCGUGCAUCGCUAAUGAAGAACAGCGGAAGGACGAGGUGCUGCGGUGUUUGGAGAGAGACCACGCCCACUCGUCUCGGGUCGACCUGGCGUACUGUGACGUGGACACCUUCAUACGGGUGGACGAGUGGAACACCGAGUGGGAGAUUGAAGAAGAAGAAGAAGGAAACUUCACAUUGGCCUGCAUCAAACUGCACAUGCGCCGUGACCCGACCUACCACAUGUGUACGGCCAUCGCCCCGAGUUCAUUUCUAGCACUGCUGAUGUCCGUGACCUUUCUGCUGCCAUUGGACACGGGAGGGCGCCUCGGCUACGCUAUGACUAUCUUCCUGUCCAUGAUAGUGACUCUGGUCUUCAUCACGGAAAUUGUACCUGCUGAAGAAUCCCUGCCAGUAAUAGCGGUUGUUGUUCUAAUCUACAUCUGCAUGAUGGCCCUGUGGAUGCUCUUAGCCGUCUUUACCACCAGGUUGAGUCAAAAGAAAGGCAAAAUGCCACGCUGGGCGAGAGCGUUGUUCCUGCGGCACUUGGCCAGGUUACUGCUGCUGGGUGACCUGAGCAAAAACAUGAGGGGUGCCGUGGAGCCAGAAAGUAUCUCCGUCGACUCAACAGACAAAUCUAAGCAGCAAAACGCCAUGGCCAAGGAAGUGGUCUACUAUUUCCACGACAAACCAGCAGAAAGAGAGAAGCUACAACUUCUUCACGCCAUCAAGCAGCUUCUGACUGAACUGCAGGCAAGUGUGAAGUCGCUACGUGAGAGAGAAAAAGAAGACUCCGAGCCGGAUACAGAUUAUUACAAUCUGGCUCAUGUUGUAGACAGGAUCUGCUUUGUGACGAAGGAGCUGAGUUCUCUUCCUGUAGAGCUGCAGGGUGCAGUGACAGAUCACUGA
Messenger RNA from Branchiostoma belcheri (Belcher's lancelet), 1248 nucleotides. Its product is annotated as neuronal acetylcholine receptor subunit alpha-6-like. The transcript has 9 exons. NCBI's taxonomy places the organism in Eukaryota, Metazoa, Chordata, Leptocardii, Amphioxiformes, Branchiostomatidae. Bases 1 to 1248 code for a protein of 415 amino acids. Gene Ontology annotation, cellular component: neuron projection; membrane; synapse. The record is from RefSeq and is a predicted model, not a curated record. Gene Ontology annotation, molecular function: extracellular ligand-gated monoatomic ion channel activity; neurotransmitter receptor activity; transmembrane signaling receptor activity. Gene Ontology annotation, biological process: signal transduction; regulation of membrane potential; nervous system process.